Gadus macrocephalus (Pacific cod) is the source of this 2134-nucleotide messenger RNA. RefSeq names its product chemokine (C motif) receptor 1a, duplicate 1 (gene xcr1a.1). Gene Ontology annotation, biological process: G protein-coupled receptor signaling pathway; immune response; chemotaxis. The transcript is spliced from 2 exons. Gene Ontology annotation, molecular function: chemokine receptor activity. The record is from RefSeq and is a predicted model, not a curated record. Gene Ontology annotation, cellular component: membrane. The coding region runs from base 17 to 1114 and encodes 365 amino acids. Lineage: Eukaryota; Metazoa; Chordata; Actinopteri; Gadiformes; Gadidae.
UUCAGGUAUGUGAGGUAUGUUCUGUGUAUUGAAAAAGGAACCAAGAAUCACCAUCUGUUGUCAUGAAAGUAAUAUACCACUUCCUUUAAAGGUGUUAUGCAGCACAGAGGAGGCUUCAGAAACAACCAUGAAUGCCUCUGAUUACAACAUAGCAGAUGGCGAUGAUUAUGAAGAUGAGGUUUGUGAGAAAGGAGAGUUGGUCCAAUUUGGAUCAAUAGCAGUUCCUGUCUUUUUUUCUGUUGUGAUCAUACUGAGUCUCAUUGGCAACAUUCUAGUUAUGGUCAUUUUGGCCUUGUAUGAAAACCUCAAGACUCUUAACAACAUCUUGAUCCUCAAUCUUGCAAUCUCUGACCUAUUAUUCACUGCCGGACUGCCGUUCUGGGCAAUCUACCACAUCUGGGGUUGGUUCCUGGCAGACAUGCUCUGCAACAUUGUGAGCUUCAUCUUCUACACUGGAUUUUACAGCAGUGUUCUAUUGCUGACCGUUAUAACCCUCCACCGGUAUUGGGCCGUGGUCCACCCUUUGUCCAAGCAAGGCAGUCAGAAAGCCGGCUAUGCGGUUGCUGUAUCGAUAACUGUGUGGUUGGUCAGCAUAGGGGCAGCCAUGCCUUCGAUGCUCUUCAGCACUGUCGUCCCUCUCCCCCACAGAAACGGGACAACAAAUGCCUGCCAAUACAAAGACGCCGCAUGGACAAAUGUGAGCACCUAUCAACAGAACUUGAUUUUCUUUGCCGCUUUCACAGUCAUGAGUUUCUGCUAUGUAAGGAUAGUGAGGACGAUCAGGAGAACAAGGUCCAACAGGAAAAACAGGACUUUGAAAUUGAUUUUUGGUAUUGUGGCUGUGUUCUUCCUUGGUUGGAUACCAUACAAUGUCGUAAUUUUUCUGAGAAGGUUAUCUCAUCACUUGGUUCCACCAUUCGAUGAUUGCGAUGUGAGCACUAGGCUUGAUUAUGCAUUCUUUGUGUGCCGACUUAUUGCGUUCUCCCAUUGUUGUCUCAACCCAGUGUUUUACGCAUUUGUCGGCGUAAAGUUUAGGACGCAUCUAAAAUCCCUCUUGUAUCGUAAGUCCUGUGACAAAAGUAAGGUAGAAGAGGCAUCCAAUCCAUUCAUUUAAUUAGAUAAAUGGACAUAAGCUGCUUUUUAAAUACUGUUGGAUAAAUGUUGAUUUCAAUCUCACUGAUUAAUAUUAAUUUAUGAAAACUAAUACUGUUCGAGAAAAUAAUGAAACUUUAAUUAAACUAAAUACGCAUCAGUCAUACAAUUAUGAUAAAUCAAAAUGCAUUGUUCAUUGUAGAUUUUCCUUGAAUUUGAUACAGGCAUUUGCUUUUGUUUCCAAUGAUAAUAUUUACAAUUUCUCAUGGCUAUAUUGUGUUAUACAUUUGCAAUUCAUGUUGCCUGCAUUUUGAAGAUUAAUUGGAUUGUAAGAGGGGUUUAAUCUAAUAAUAAACACGUCAUAUAUUUUCGAUCAUUAGCUGAGUGCUGCAUGCAGCACUCAGAUAUUCUACUUUUAAAAUAUUAUAUAUUUUUUAACAUGAGAGUCAAUGGGAGUACUUCAAACUGUUUAAGACUUAACAAAAUCAUUUUUCAACCGUUUAUCUUCGUUCAAACCAUUUAACAAAUCUAAACACUAAAAUCUAAAAUCUAACCUUCAAUGAUAUCCAAACGGAACUUCGACAUCAUUCAUACUUUAUUCAGAAUCACAGUUUUAGUUUCAUACCGGCUUCGUUUUCAGGUUAGAUUUACGUUGAUGCUGGAGCGUGAGGACGUUCAGCAGUGUUGCCAGAUUGGGCGGUUUUUCCCGCCAGAUUGGGCUACCUUUGAAAGACGUUCAGGCAGUGUUGCCAGAUUGGGCGGUUUUCCCCGCUUUAUUUGGCUAUUUUUAAUCACGCACCUGCUCACUAUUCUCUUAAAGACACACACACACACACACACACACACACACACACACACACACACACACACACACACACACACACACACACACACACCCCCCCCCACACACACACACACACACACACGCACACACACACACACACACACACACACACACACACACACACACACACACACACACACACACACACACACACACACACACACACACACACACACACACACACACACACACACACAC